Molecule: messenger RNA, 714 nt
Organism: Ramularia collo-cygni
Lineage: Eukaryota; Fungi; Ascomycota; Dothideomycetes; Mycosphaerellales; Mycosphaerellaceae
Exons: 1
Coding region: 1-714 (237 amino acids)
Source: RefSeq, a predicted model, not a curated record
AUGGUGGUGCUAUGUACUGGAUUUGCGGAGCGAUGGAGUUCUGGAAAUUCUGCUGCAAAAUCGACAAAGUCUKACUUGCAUGCAUUGGAGCGGAGAAAGAUUGAAGCGGGAUGUUUGCCGAUUGACUUUUUGAAACUCUGCGGGAGACGUACUGGUCAGGGGAUGAGUGGCGCGGGCGAUGUCGAGCAAGUACAACGGGGUUUCGAGAGACUGUUCAAUGGCGAAGAACGUAUUGAUGCUUCAAUGUAUCAAUAUCAGCCGACCUGGCAUACUACACUUCCACCAACUGCCGACCACCACACAAACGCCACAACACAAGCAGAUUCAACUCAAUGGCCACAGGAAUGGAAAACCAAUCAGCUUACAACAUCAGACUCCACACCACACGACGACGACCACAACAGCAGAGCAAUUGCACGCCUGGAGAUGUUGAAUCUUCACCUAAAACCACUCUUCGAGGAUGUCGACAGUCUCCGUUGCGGCUACGCACAAUGCCAGGGACUUUUACAAAGACAAAAGCAAUCCCUCCUCAAAGACGCGCAGAUUCGGACCUGCGUGCAUAGUGGAUGCAGCUAUGUUUCAACCACCGCAAGCGAAUGGAGGAGACAUGUAGGAGAAAGCUGUAACUUCCACGAAGAAGCAGAGAGGAAGGGGCAAAGCUGGAGUCGGAGGGAGAAUUGGGAAGGGGAGGGAGGGAUUUGUUGUGGGGUGUAG